Molecule: messenger RNA, 2789 nt
Organism: Parasteatoda tepidariorum (common house spider)
Lineage: Eukaryota; Metazoa; Arthropoda; Arachnida; Araneae; Theridiidae
Source: RefSeq, a predicted model, not a curated record
AAACCUCAUAAUGUUGAAUUGCAUCAAGUAUCAAGAGAGUCUAUUGAGGAUGGGAAAUCCUCAGGAAGAAGAUGUGAUUGUGGAGGAAGGCAAUGGAACAGUACACUAAUAUGUGGAUCGCUAGAAGAUGAAAUUUCUUCAAAUCAGCAUGAGCAGUGUCCAGAUAUUCUAAAAAGAGACAGUUGUCAUUGCCAUUCAGCUGUUGGAAAAAGAGAAGCAGAAGUGGAAAUCUCUUCAAACUUAGGAGCUGUAAUGUACGGAAAAAAAGAUCGAUCCGAAUCAUCGUCCGAUAUUCCAGAUUAUACGUUUAGAGAUCCUUUAGGACCACCACAGAUUACACUUACAACUUUUCAGUCAAAAUCUGAACUCCCUAUACGUCACACUAUUAUAGGCCCAAAGCUUGAAACUGUCAUAAAUGGACACGAAGACGAUAGCUGAAACGAGAUGACUCGGCAGUGUCUUUAUCGUACCACUCACUGCUAACUGAAUAUCACUGUGUGCUUUUCGACCAAAAUUUUGUUGUACAUUUCCGUAUUGUACAGUUUUGAAAAGCGAUGAAAGACAAAACUUUUCAGUGCUCAGAAACCGCCUUCCGGUGAAAUGUGUCGUUUGAAUUGUGUUGAAAAAUGUGAUUUAUCGUAUUUUUAAAAGACUGCUAUGGAGUUAUUUGUACAAACACAAGAAUUUUUAUUCAAAGUUGAACCUGAUAUUCAGAAAUAUGAAAACUUAUUUUCAUUAUGUAUUUAUUUAUUUUUAAUCUGAGACAGUCGGCAUAUUGAUUGAGAGUAUGUUUAUACUAUUAGGGCAACGUAGUGGUAAACCACACUUUCUCUAAAGCUGACAUUUUUACAUCAGAUUGUUAUUUUUAAUUCUCUAUAUCUGUAUGGAGUUCCUCCAUAUGGCAUUGAAUAUAUGAAAACUUGUUUAACUGGUAAAAACAAUUGAAGGAACAUAUGGUUAAUUAGCAAAAAAAAAAAAAAAUACCGGGGCAAAAUUAAAUUAAUCCGGGCCGAAAUAUCAUCCAGUAAAAGACCAAUAUAUGGGAAAACAAAAUGGGCACAACCUAUUUUAUUUUUAAAGACUCUUGGCCAAGCCAAGCUCACCAGCCAUUGACUUUUUACUAUUUAAGUCGGAAAGGUGUGGCUUUCUCUUGAAAGAAGAGCACCGCAAAUGUAAAAGAACGUUUUGUCCCCCAACCUAGCGGAUAGAUGGCAGCAUCGCCUAUUCGUGAAGUCUUUUUUAUAUUUUAGACAUAUAUCUGAGAGGAAUAAAACUUUUCUCUAGAUCUCUAUACCCAUGAUACAGCUCAGUGACUGACCACAUGACUUUAAAUUUCAUCGAUUUUACGAACACGCAAAUAGCAUGUGCUCGUUGAACCUUCGUGGAGUAGAGGAUCGUCCCCAGACCUCUUUGGACAGGAGGUCGAUUCUCUAACUACUAGGAUACCACGGCCCAUAGUAGUUUUUUAACAAUGCUAAAUGACAAAUUUAAACUCCCGUUUUCUAUGCAGAUGAGAACACGCCUCAAGACAAUGUCCAGACUGUAUCGAGACUAAUCAUUGAAGGAAACCAGCCAAUGUUUCUCUGCCCCAGAUGUUCUUCACGUGCUAGACGUUCCUUUUUUCCACAGACAAAACAAUGCAGACUACAGAGUAUACUGCAGUCAGAUCACCUACAUUAAGUCUCUGGGUGACUUUUAACCGUGAAAUGGAUGUUCAUGUUUCAUUAUACUGGCUACGAGACAGUUGUGUCGCUGUCAUAAACUCAUUCCUUUUAGCUAAAAGUCUCAAAUAACUGUCUCAAGACGACGUUGUUGCCCUCUUGCGACUUUGACAAGGUCGGGAAGCAACUGUACCUGUCUUUGAGAACUUUUUCUCAGGGAGUAAACCAUAUUUCUUGAAACCCCGGUGUCUUUACAACAGGUUGCCUGCGAUUGGCUCACUUCGAGUCUUCCAACUAUCCGUCAUCUUUUGGCAUUGUCUGAACGAUGACGACUGGCCAUACUGACGAUGGGUAAACAAAUAAAUUUUAAAAAAAAACUACAUGGAUUGGCUAAGCUACAAUGUUUCAAAAUGUCAUCAUGCUACAAGCUUUUUCGAGCAAAUGAUGUAAUUAUAAACAGUGGCGAGUACAGCGCCACUGUUUCACAACGUCACAAGCCACUGAGUAGUGGAGGUGAAUCAUCAGAUACCUUAUUCCUGAGCAGGUGUUUCUUACUUUGUUCUUAAAAAAUAGUAAAUACUAAAUAAAGUAAAUAACCGUUCCUCUUUUCAAUUGUUUUUAACAGUGUAUUAUGGGAAAAUCGUUUCACUAAAAAUGAUAUUCAGAGCAAUUUGAAAGUGUGGCUUGUCAUUAUAUUGCCAUGAUCCCUUCAAUUUUUCAUUAUUUCAAUUGUAUAUCACAGAAUUCUUUUUGUUUUGAAAACAAUUGAUUGAAACAAAAGCAAACACCACACAUUUUUUUUUAUAAAAUAUAAUAUUGAAAAACAUGUUGAUGUUGCAAAUAUCAAUGGAAGGUUUUUGUCUUUGAAUACUAUCUUUUUUUUCAUUAAAGGAGUUUUUGUUACAAGUAAAAAAAAAACAGCCGUAUUAGACUCUUUUCUCUUUUCAUUGGUAAGUAAAGUUAUUAUGACAAAAGCUGACAUCUUUUUGACAUAAUUGAAUGCAGAGCAAUGCCAAAUUGAAUUACUUAUAUUGUUCAUUUAAACGCUGUAACAAGAUACAAUUAGGAAUAUUUUCAAACUAAAGUUGAAAAAAUAAUUAAAUACUUUGGGGGAAAUAAAUUAUACUG